CGGUGGAAGGGGUCACACUGCCUCUGACUGCCACUUGUUGAAAAAAAAAAAAAAGGGAAAAAAAACCCCACCCCACCCCCCCCAUUGCUACAACAAGCUGCAGAAUAAAGGAAAUAUUUGUAACAAUCUGAUCCAUGCUGGGACCGGGGGCCCAGCGCACCAGCAAAGCGCCAGAGGAAUAAAAAGACAGCCACAGAUCCGAUUGUUUUUUAAAUCUAUAUUUAUACAGCCCCCCCGCCCCCCCCCCCGCCCCGGCCCCCGGCUCCCUUGGGCAGCCAGUCAGUGGGAGAGGAGGAAGCAUGGUGGAAAACACGAAAUCUGCUUUGGCUGCCUUCUCCUCCCCGGGGUCGCUGCCCCUGCCGGGGCCGGGCGCCGGGGGCGGCUCCCCGGGGCGCGGCGCUGCCCUGCCGGCCCCGGGCGGCGGCGGGCUCCGGCUGGAGGCGGUGAUGGAGAAUCUGCAGCGGCAGCAGGCGGCGCGGCUGGCCCGGGUGGAGGAGAAGCUGCGGCGGGGGCAGGCGGAGCCCGGCCCGGGGCAGCUGCGCUCCGUGGUGGGGAGCCGCGUCCAGCAGCAGGCGCUGGCCAUCCAGCACUACCAGGCGGCGGUGCGCUGCGGGCUGGCCCCCCGCGGCCGCCUGGGGGGCUCCCCGCCGGGACCCGGCGCCCCGGACCACGAGGAGGAGGAGGAGGAGGAGGACCUGGAGGAAGAGGCGGGGGCGGCCCGGUACCCGCCGCGCUCCCCCAGCGCCCCCCAGCAGCGCCCGGAGCCCGCCCGCUCGCUCUCCCCGCCCCGCCAGCCACCGCCCCAGCACCACGAGUGGACCUACGAGGAGCAGUUCAAGCAGCUCUACGAACUGGACGACGACCCCAAGCGGAAGGAGUUUCUGGACGACCUCUUUGGCUUCAUGCAGAGGAGAGGGACUCCAGUGAACCGAAUCCCCAUCAUGGCCAAGCAGGUGCUGGACCUGUACACGCUGUACCGGCUGGUGACCGAGAAGGGCGGCCUGGUCGAAGUGAUCAACAAGAAGAUCUGGCGGGAGAUCACCAAAGGCCUCAACCUCCCCACGUCCAUCACCAGCGCGGCGUUCACACUCCGCACGCAGUACAUGAAAUACCUGUACCCCUACGAAUGUGAGAAACAAGCCCUCAGCUCCCCCGGCGAGCUCCAGGCCGCCAUCGACAGCAACCGGCGAGAGGGGCGGAGGCAGACCUUUGGGACGGCGCUUUUCAGCUACUCCCCCGUGGGCACCCCGGCCAUGCUGGCCUCCCCGAAGAUCCCCAUGCCGGCCCUCACCGUCUCCACGCACAGCUGCAGCCAGACGAGCCAAGGGCACGCCGUUAAGAAAGACGGCGUCCUGUCCGCGGCGGUGCCCAGCCGCAUCGCCAUCCCCGUCAGCCUGGCCGGGCACCACAUCGCCGCGGCCUCCCAGGCGGCCGCGCUGGAGCAGCUGCGGGAGAAGCUGGAGACGGGGGAGCCGCCCGAGAAGAAGGUGGCGUUGAUGGCGGAGGAGCAGCAGCGGCUGAUGCAACGCGCCCUGCAGCAGAACCUGCUGGCCAUGGCCUCCCAGUUCCCCAGGAACAUCAAGAUCAGCAACCGAGAUGACAGACAGGAGACCGCAUUGAACCUGUCCACCAACGGCAUUAGCAGCAUCAACAUGUCAAUAGAAAUAAAUGGAGUUGUCUACACAGGUGUCCUGUUUGCCCGCAGACCCCUUGUCCCAGGGGCGCCUGGCAGCAACAGCAGCAGGAGCUCCCACGGCCCGUCGAGCCCGGUGCCCGCGCAGAACCAGCGGCUCUCGGCCUCCUCACGCAGUCACACUCCCGCCAGUGCCUCGCCGUGAG
Messenger RNA from Chelonia mydas (Green sea turtle), 1839 nucleotides. RefSeq names its product AT-rich interaction domain 3C (gene ARID3C). Gene Ontology annotation, molecular function: DNA binding. The record is from RefSeq and is a predicted model, not a curated record. Gene Ontology annotation, biological process: regulation of transcription by RNA polymerase II. The coding region runs from base 300 to 1838 and encodes 512 amino acids. Gene Ontology annotation, cellular component: nucleus. The transcript is spliced from 8 exons. NCBI's taxonomy places the organism in Eukaryota, Metazoa, Chordata, Testudines, Cheloniidae.